Rosa rugosa (rugosa rose) is the source of this 1877-nucleotide messenger RNA. RefSeq names its product non-structural maintenance of chromosomes element 4 homolog A-like. The coding region runs from base 310 to 1443 and encodes 377 amino acids. Gene Ontology annotation, biological process: DNA repair. Gene Ontology annotation, cellular component: Smc5-Smc6 complex; nucleus. The transcript has 7 exons. The record is from RefSeq and is a predicted model, not a curated record. NCBI's taxonomy places the organism in Eukaryota, Viridiplantae, Streptophyta, Magnoliopsida, Rosales, Rosaceae.
AGUGUAGACUAUUAAAACUAUAUGAUUGCAUGGAGUUGAUCUACAUCAAUGUGUGCGUGCUAAGUAUCUAAAUUACAUGUAUAUCAAAUAAGUAAAAUCUCCCCUAAGUUAAAGUGAAAACCGUUUCACGCAGGGUAAGAAACUGCACUAACGCGGGAAAAGUACAGCUGGUAACUAAGCACCCCGCCAAUUUUUCUAGACUCUUGAAAUGUGACACCUACGCCUAGAGUAGUCUUUUCACCACUGACUUAGGGUUCUUCUGUUCAUCAGUUUUGUGAUCAAUCUGCUCCGAGAAUCUCUAUAAUUCCAAUGGCUGAGAAAGAGUGUACCGUCAAUUUUGAGCUACUCAACUUCGGCCAAGACCCGGUGCCACGGCGAGAGCUCCGCUCCGACUACCUCGCCGUCCGGAGCUUCACCAGUGAGAAAAGAGACGAUUUAAUGAGUCCGGAUUCGAUGAAGUUUGAUGUGAUCAUUGAUAUAGUUGACAAACUGCAUGAGCAAGUUCAGCUUCCGAGAGAACAAGUAGCGGAUGCACAAGCACUUAACACAGUGGUGGCCUCUGUUAUGUCACAUUCUAAUGGGGAAACUACCCCCAGCGAUUUCAUUACCGGUUUGAUUACAUAUUUCGGGCAAGUCAAUAGGCCAUCAGUGAACAAAGAUAAUGCCCAUGUCUCACUAAAAUGGAAAGAUAUUGGAUUUUCUGUUUCACCAAUACUCAAGAGGGCUGUUGGAUGUUGCAUAAUGCUUGGACCCAUGAAUAUUGAGAUUAAGCAAAGGAAGGUUGCUGUCCACGCCGGAAAGCCUACCACAAAUCAUCUGCCCAAGGAAGUCCUCGUUUGUGUGUUGUAUGAAAAAUGUUUUGCUAUCAAUAAUGAAGGAGGCGAAAGAACUGAUACAGAUUUGAACAUGGCAACAAUGUUUGAGAUUUUAAAGAACAAGAAAAGGGUGGAACUCAGUUGUUUGAUACUAAACAGAAGGUCUUUUGCACAGACAGUGGAGAAUCUAUUUGCUCUGUCAUUUCUGGCAAAAGACGGCAGAGUUAGAAUUGCUGUCGAAGCAAAUGGUUCUCAUAUUGUUUCUCCUACGAAUGGUCCUGUUGCCAAUGAAGUGGCUUAUCACCAUUUUGUGUUCCGAUUUGAUUUCAAGGACUGGAAGAUAAUGAUGGAAAUGGUGGCUGUUGGUGAGGAGCUGAUGCCUCAUAGAGACAGCACAAAGUGCACACCUGCCUCUGAGGAGCAACCAGCAGCAUUCAAUUCCCAAACAGCGACAGCCUUACACACAACCCGGAUUCAAAAACUUACCAGAAACCAUGCCCUGGUUGUGCAGCAAAAAUCUGCUGCAGAAGAAUUCUUUGAAAAUGAUGAUGCUGUUGGAGCCACAGAACUUCGCAGGUGUAAGCGCAGGCUUUCGUUUAAUACAUGUUUAAGCGGAAGCUUAAGUUGAUGGGAAGAUUGGAUUUAGGAUCCUCUACUGAUCUUAGGGUGUUGAUUUUACACCUGUGUCUAAAAUGACGUAGUUUAUUGAAUAAAGUUCAAGACAAAUGUAAUUUUAAACAUAAGCACAAAAUCAACAUUGCUAAGAUCAGUAAAGGAUCCGGAUCACAGUCAUACAGGGAUAGUAGGUUUAUUUUGAUCAACUACCUGCUGUAUAUCUAGACUACUACUAUUUAGUGCCGAAUUUGGAAGACAGCUUUCUACUUGGAUUCCAUUUUGCACCAGGUUAGGUUGACCGUUAAUCCUCUUGGAGCUGUUUUACUUAUGUACUCACUGUAAACUGAAGAUCAAGUACGUAUAUACGCAGGCUUUGGGUAUCUAUGUUCCUGGUGGCAUUUUGAAAUAAAUGCCCGUUUUAUACUUUAGUGGAUCAUAUUAAUGAAG